AUGGCUUGUAAUCAUUGGGCAAUGUGGGCUGGCAAGAUUAGCCCGUGGGCUUGCCCAGGCUGGUGGGACCCACCAUUUGCCCGGGCUCAUUGCUGUGCGCUGGAGCUGGAAAUGGGCUGCCAGGGGGGCCUUUUGCCCAGGUUUGGUGCAGUGGUGGACAUGCUCUUAGCAAACUCAAGAGAGAAGAAGAGGUUGCGUAGUGCACAGCUCGAGGAUAUUUGA
Prunus armeniaca (apricot) is the source of this 222-nucleotide messenger RNA. NCBI's taxonomy places the organism in Eukaryota, Viridiplantae, Streptophyta, Magnoliopsida, Rosales, Rosaceae. The record is from the annotation of a GenBank genome assembly.